Messenger RNA from Microbotryum saponariae, 1527 nucleotides. The record is from the annotation of a GenBank genome assembly. Lineage: Eukaryota; Fungi; Basidiomycota; Microbotryomycetes; Microbotryales; Microbotryaceae.
AUGGCCCCCUUGUUCAAACGACUCAAGAGUCUCAUCAUCGGCACUUCCGCACCUUCGAAUCAAAAGACCGAAGCGCCCUCGCCUUCCUCGGCCUGGACCGCGACCUCGUCUGUUGCUUCGGCCCACCCACACCACCCGGCGGCCUCGGCGACGGCCUUCUCGCCCACCGCCGAUGCGGCUGCCGGUCCCUCCGACACGAGCCCCGCGUCCCCCUCCUCUUCCGCCCGCACCAACAAGACCACGACACUCAUCGAUUCGGUCAUCCCCAUCACCGUCACCCCUCCAACACCAGGUACCGUGGAUCCAGACUACCUCCCUUUUGCCGAUACCAAGACUGCCCCACCACCUCCACCUCCACCUCCACCACCACCACUACCAGCAGCACCCGCAACGAUGGCCCCCGUCGACUCCAGCUCGUCUUCGGACCAGCCCAAGUUCAACCCGACAGAAGUGACCGUCAUCUUUGUUCUCGGUGGCCCAGGAGCAGGUCAGUUCAUUCUUAUGUCCCUUGGUCGCGGUGUGUGUGGUUGUCGAGUCGUGAUAACUGACGCGCGCGGCACGUCAUCAUCCCUUCCCCAUCUCUUUGUCGACGCGUCGUACCGGUGGAUGAACAGGCAAGGGCACGCAAUGCGCUCGCUUGGUCGAUGAUUACCGAUUCGUUCAUCUCUCGGGUAAGCAGAAACGACCAUUCGCCUUCUCGUAUUUGACGUUACCACGAGCUAACGUGCACUACCGUCAAUCCGCUUUCGCUUUCAAAUAGCCGGUGAUCUCCUCCGAGCCGAACAACAACGACCCGACUCCAAAGUCGGCGCCAUGAUCAAAGAGUACAUCACCGAAGGCAAGAUCGUGCCUAUGGAAGUGACGAUCCAACUUCUGUCCAACGCGAUGAGCGACGCCAUGGCUAAAGAUGCGGAUAAAAAGAGGUUCCUCGUCGAUGGGUUCCCGAGAAAGAUGGACCAGGCGAUCAAGUUUGAUGAGAGUGUGAGUGGGGGAGGGAGCUCAUGGUGGAGUUGAGUUAGCGAUACGGCGGAGCGAGCGCUGAUGGCAGCUGAAUUGCUUCCCACAGGUGUGCCCUUCUUCGCUCGUCUUGUUCUUGGUUUGCCCGGAGGAGAUUCUCCAAGAGCGAUUGUUGGAACGUGGCAAGACGAGUGGGCGAGACGACGACAACGCCGAGAGCAUCAAGAAGCGUUUCAGUGAGUGUUGCAUUCUCGCCAAAAUACGCCUUCUCUGGCAAUACACUCGGGAUUAGGCGCUGACCUUGUGAUUUUGGGGAAUGCUGGUGGUUUCCUGCACUACAGAGACUUUUAUCGACACCUCUAUGCCCGUUGUCGACUACUACCGGGAGAAGGGCAAGGUCGUCGAGGUCAGUCCGAGUCGGCGGUCAUUCGCGACGACUGGAUUUUGGCUGCUGACAUGAAAGCACUUUCCUUGCCAUGACUGAAUUAAAAGAUCGACUCAUCGAAAACGAUCGAUCAAGUCUACGCUUCCAUCGUCAAGGGUGUUGAACCCGUGCUGAACCAGUACUAA